AUUUCGCCUAUUUCUUCAGCUUUCCACUCUCUGUAUCUCUCAAUCGAAUCGCAGUCGCGGAGCAGCGAUGGUCUCCAAAUCGAGCGACUCCGCUUUGAGAUUCAGAAAGUCAAGUGGAGAACAGGCAAGUGGCGAACCCUUGGUUACUUUAUUGUCUAAAAUAAAUCACCUGAAAAAGCAGAUUCAAGCAGAGAGAGUCGUUUCAAUAAGAGACAAACUUGAGAAGAAUGGAAAGCAGCUACAAAAUCAUAUUUCUCGGCUUGUGCCAGCAACAUCAAGAAAGGAUGUGUUGCUCAUAGAGGGGAAUGGGCCGGGAAGUAUGCUUUCUUUGAGAGCUGAAAAUCCUCUCUUCAAGUUUAGUGGUUUUCCUCAGGGAUCAGGAGACAAAGACUAUGCUAACAGCCAAGAAGUUGUAUCCUCGACAAGUACCAAGCUUCCAUAUGUUGAGAAGAUACCACCUUAUACUAGUUGGAUAUUUUUGGACAGAAAUCAAAGAAUGGCUGAAGACCAGUCAGUGGUUGGGCGAAGACGGAUUUACUAUGAUCAGCAUGGUAGCGAAGCAUUGAUCUGUAGUGACAGUGAAGAAGAUAUUCCAGAACCUGAGGAAGAGAAGCAUGAAUUUUCUGAGAGCGAAGAUCGUAUUUUAUGGAUGGCCUUUAAAGAGCAUGGGCUUAGUGAGGAAGUACUUGACCUUGUGAGCCAGUACAUUGGAGGCAGCAAUUCUGAAAUUCAGGAUCGGUGCAACAUACUCAGGGAGAAGUAUCAGGACAAACAUGACAAAAGCUUAAAAGGUUCUGGGGAAAGUUGGUCUGAAAGGAGCAUAUUACUGGACAAGAGCCUUGGUGCAGCUUUAGAUUCUUUUGAUAAUCUUUUUUGUCGCCGUUGCUUGGUAUUUGACUGCCGGCUGCAUGGCUGUUCACAAAGUCCAAUAAACCCUACUGAAAAACAGUUGAACAGUUCUGAGUUUGAAGAGGAUGGGAAACCUUGCAGUGACCAGUGUUACCUUCGGUUAAGAGUUGUCAAAGACUUGCCAGAGGGUUCCGUUAUUAGUUCCUUACAAAGGAUAGAAACAACAGUGUCAGAAGAGAAGGACAGUAUUCCAGCGUCCUCCAAUGUUGAAGAGCCUAGUGGCAAUGACAAUACAGACAUUUUACCUGAUGAAAGAUGCAUUGCUGCAAAAACACUAGCUGUUACUUCAGAAACUGUUUUUAGUUCAGAAGUCGCUGCUGGAGGUUUAAACUCUGAUGCAUCUGUCAUGGAAAUGGGUCACUAUGAAAGUCUGGGGAAGCGCAAGGUCUCAAAAUGCACAAAUACAGUGCUAGGGGACUCAACCUUGGUUUCUGAUGAUAUCCAAGGCUCUUCUAGUAAGAAACAGAAGAAACUAUCUGCCUUGGAUGUAGUUAUUGUGACUAGUGAAGGUCAACCAGUUUUGGAUAACAUUUCCAAUGACAAAAAUAAGUACCUGGAGAUUGGCAUACCCAAUAAAAAAGAACUUCAAACGACCACCAACUGUGCCUUAAAUGAAUCUGCUGAACAUAUGCCAAAUAAAGUUAUUUGUCCUAGUCAUGUUUCCUCUGAUGAGACUGAGGACAAUACUGGAGAUGAAGUAGAUGCUGUCAAGGAAACACCUGGAUUGAAGCAGUCAUCCAAGUCCUCAGGAGUUGAAGGGAUCUUAAGCAGCUGUGAAUGGAAACCUUUUGAAAAAGAACUAUACUUGAAGGGAAUAGAGAUAUAUGGGAGGAACAGUUGCCUCAUAGCCAGGAACCUACUUUCUGGCCUGAAGACUUGCAUUGAAGUAUCCAGUUAUAUGUAUGAUGAUGGAUCUGCAAUGCUUCAUAGAUCUGCUGUUGUACCUAGUUCAUUUUUGGAGGACAAUGGGAGAGGCGAUGCAGAUUAUACGGAGCAAGAGAUGCCAACAAGAUCACGACUAUUCCGUAGAAGGGGCAGAACACGGAAGCUAAAGUAUUCUUGGAAGUCAGCUGGCCAUCCAUCAAUUUGGAAAAGAAUUGCAGACGGGAAAAACCAGUCUUGUAAGCAGUACACACCAUGCGGAUGCCUGUCUAUGUGUGGGAAGGAAUGCCCCUGUCAAAGUAAUGGAACUUGCUGUGAAAAAUAUUGUGGGUGCUCAAAAAGCUGCAAAAAUCGGUUCAGGGGAUGCCACUGUGCAAAGAGUCAAUGCAGAAGUAGGCAAUGCCCUUGCUUUGCUGCUGGUCGUGAAUGUGACCCUGAUGUUUGUCGGAAUUGCUGGGUUAGUUGUGGAGAUGGUUCACUAGGUGAGCCUCCCAAACGAGGAGAUGGUCAAUGUGGGAACAUGAGGCUCCUUUUAAGGCAACAGCAGAGGAUCCUAUUGGCAAAGUCUGAUGUUGCUGGAUGGGGAGCCUUUCUAAAGAACUCUGUCAACAAAAAUGAUUAUCUUGGAGAAUAUACUGGUGAAUUGAUCUCCCACCGAGAAGCAGAUAAGCGUGGGAAGAUUUAUGAUCGUGCAAACUCAUCCUUUCUUUUUGACUUGAACGAUCAGUAUGUACUUGAUGCUUACCGCAAGGGAGAUAAGCUGAAGUUUGCAAACCACUCAUCAAACCCCAACUGCUAUGCAAAGGUAAUGCUGGUGGCCGGAGAUCAUCGAGUUGGCAUCUUUGCUAAGGAGCAUAUAGAAGCUGGUGAGGAGCUCUUCUAUGAUUAUCGUUAUGGACCUGAUCAAGCUCCUGCAUGGGCUCGAAAACCUGAGGCUUCCAAAAGAGAUGAUUCAGCAGUAUCUCAAGGUCGAGCAAAGAAACACCAGUCCCAUUGACAUACCAGAGACGGGUUUUGGAUGUACAUACUACUUGUGGCCAUUUUUCAGUAUCAUCUCCAUAUAUUUUGUCCAAGUCUUCCUAAUCCCAUCAGGAAAACUGCAGCUAUCUUCACGCGCAAAUGCAUUUUAUUAAGUCAUUCCAGCAUUAUAUAUGCAUAUAAAAUAUAAGACGCUUCAGGCAAAUAAGCUAGAAAUAUUGAUGGCAACUCCCUACAAUACACACCAGGAAUAAGACCUCACCAGCUAUGUUGAACAAUGUGAUGGUGAUACAGGAGGUUUGAAAUUUUGCAUUUUUGAACGGAAGUUCGUAGAGAAAUGCAUCACCGUCUGUUGUUAUUCAUUAUUUUAUUAAUCUCACUUAAAGAGAUUACUCUUAUUGUAUUGAUAUUGACAGAAUACUUGAUAUUCCAGAGUUUGAAAGCAAUUGCA
Messenger RNA from Vitis riparia (riverbank grape), 3220 nucleotides. Its product is annotated as histone-lysine N-methyltransferase EZA1. Gene Ontology annotation, biological process: chromatin remodeling. Gene Ontology annotation, cellular component: PcG protein complex. Bases 68 to 2788 code for a protein of 906 amino acids. Gene Ontology annotation, molecular function: protein binding; histone methyltransferase activity. Lineage: Eukaryota; Viridiplantae; Streptophyta; Magnoliopsida; Vitales; Vitaceae. The record is from RefSeq and is a predicted model, not a curated record. The transcript has 17 exons.